Molecule: messenger RNA, 4700 nt
Organism: Mercenaria mercenaria
Lineage: Eukaryota; Metazoa; Mollusca; Bivalvia; Venerida; Veneridae
Exons: 4
Coding region: 154-2088 (644 amino acids)
Source: RefSeq, a predicted model, not a curated record
GAUACACUUAGUCGAAAAAACGUUGGAUUGAAUACCAAUAUUACUUUGGCAAAUAUUUCAUUGUCGCACGGUACAAAAUAUUUUUUCUCCGUUACUGCAUACAAUACCGUAGGUUUGCAUACAUCUGCUUUAUCGGAUGGUUUUGUAAUUGACAUGGACGUUCCUGUUACUGGGGUCGUUUUCAACACACGGAACUAUAGAAACACUGAAUAUCAGUCGUCAGCUUCAUCAAUCGGUAUAUCAUGGUAUGGAUUUCAGGAUGCGUUUUCGGGAAUAAAGAAUUAUUAUGCUGCUAUAUCGCAUAUGCCGUUUGCAAACCAAAGUAAUAACACCACGAACACAGGCCUCAGAACAAAUUAUGUGUUUCAAAAUUUAGCAUUAGAAAACGGGAAAACCUAUUACGGUCUUGUUAAAGCUGUUGAUAAUGUUGGACAUGUAAGUACAGUAGCUGUUUCGAAAGGUAUAACGAUUGAUACCACUCCGCCUGUUGGAUACAGAUGUGAAAAGUAUUCGGAUAUCGGACAAGUAUCUAAAGUCAUGAGUGGAAUUGACGAAACGGCAGUUAAUCUGCAGUAUACUUCUUCUUUGCAAAAGUUAUAUAAGAUAACUGGAAAUUUGCUUUCCAUUGAUGACUAUCAAAUGAAAAUUAAAAUCAAUAUAGACCGAAUGCAUAUGUACCUUCCUAUUGUAAAAGAUCACAACCAGGGUUACAAUUUUGAACAUAGCUUCUCCUCUCAAAAUACUGGGCUUCAAAACAUAUCUUUAGAAACUGAUUAUCAAACAAAUAUAACGGUGAACAUGACAUUGUUUGAGUGCAUUCAGAUUAUUGAAGACAACAAUAAAACUAUAGAACUGAAACAGAUUUCCCGUUCCAUGUUAGCGGUACAGUUGCUUGUAAAGGAUGAAGACAGCUCUUUGAGCAAGGUUGAGUUAGGUGCUGGAACAACUGUCGAUGGAUUUCAGAUCAAAUCGCUGUCAAAUUACUACCACUUUAAUAACAAACAUCUGAUUUAUGCCAACGCCCCUCAUGGAACACGAGUGUAUGUCACUGCAAUAGCAGAAAACAAUGCAGGACUUAGAUCAUUGUUUCACUCAGGUCCUAUUACUAUUGACCACACUUCCUCUGUGGUUAAUAAUCUAGUUGGCCGUCUUCAAAAUGUACAGGUUAAUAUAUCUGGCUUCCUUGAAAUACGUACAAUUGUACAGGCUACAUGGGAUGUUAUUGACGAAGAAAGUGGAAUGAAACAAUGCUAUUGUUCAAUAGGCAAUAAACCAGAGUUGUUUGAUAUACAUUCAGUCUGGAUCGCACAGUCGCUGACAUCUUGUGAAUCGAGCGAAAUUCAGCUUUCUCAUGGACAACACAUAUAUCUUAAUCUAAAAUGUGUAAAUAACAUAAAACUGUCAACAAUAAUAUUUACGGAGCCUCUAGUAGCCUCAAUCGAGAAACCAGACACAUAUUCUGCAGUAUUGGCUUUUGGGCCACAAAAUGAAGAGUCUUCAGAAUAUAUGUCUCGAAUUGGAUCACAUUUUCCCGUGCAAUCAAAUCAUACAUGUCUAGAGUUGAAAUGGGUUGGCUUUGAAGACCUUUCUGGCAUUGAUUAUUACGAGUAUCGUCUUACUCAAAGUGGACAAGCGUUUUUUACCGACUGGACUAAAACGUACAGAAAUUUUGUACAAGUCGCUGACAUUGAUAUGGAAAGUGGAGAAAUCACUGCAGAAGUCAGAGCUAUUAAUACAGGCUCUUUUAUCAGUGAAUCUGUGAAUGCUUCACAUUUGGUCGCCAGACACGCACCCAAAUUAACAGGACUCACAACAACGAUAACAAGAAGAGGCAAUUCGUUAACCGUAAAUUGGGCCGAUGUUUUCCAAAUCUUUGAAGGCGUCCCGUUGUCAUACAGUCUGGUAAUAGGUUCGAGGAGAGGAUACACAGAUAUACUGGAUAUGAAUUACAUCACUAGUACGAAAUAUGAUGUAUACAUACCUGAUUCAACAAUAAUUACAUCAAACAUAAAGGAAGUCAUUGUCCGGAUAGUCUGUAUCUACGGGACUGGACUGCGCACAAUUUAUGAUACUUCUUACAAGAUGUAAUUCAUAUGAAACAUUUUAAUAUAUCAUAUUACGAAAUUAGUAGGUAGAUGAUAUACAUUUUUUGGGAUACUUUUAUAUACUUUGGAUCAUUGAACAUUUUAUAUAUAUUUUUUAUCUGUUUAUCUCUUAAUUUCAUGUACAUAUAUGUAUCUUUCAAUACCUUUGUUUAUACAGAAUUGUAAAUUAAUAUUUUGUACGUCCGUAUUGAAAACAAUGGACAGCGAACGUCUUUUUGUCAGUCUGUCUGCUGUAUUUCUUGUCCGAAGCAUACCUUACUAUUCAAGGUAUUGCUUUUUAAUUGGCAUAUAUACGAAUGACAGGUGGUGACUUCACACUUCAUACUUAAAUCUUCACACUUAAAACGUCAGACAUCAUACUUCACAUUUCAAACUUCACACUUCAGACUUUAUACUUCACACUUCGGAUUUUACGCUUGGGACUUCAAACUCACACUUCAGACUUAAAACUUCUGACAUCACACUUAAGACUUCACACUUCAUACUGCUCACUCACUCUUCAGACUUCAUUUUUCAAACUGCCCACUUCGCACAUCACGUGACUUGACGUCGUCUGCUUAUUGUGUAUUAGCAUAGAUGUCUACGUCAUUUCUUAUUUGCGUUUUAAUUAUUAUUGACUGUGUACAAUUUAAAUGUUCUUAAAAAAUAAACGACUUCACGAGUUUAGAUUAUAUCACUUGUUGAUAUUCGAAAAAUAAAGGGAAAUUCACUGGAUUCAAAAUUGAUCACAUAAGAGGGACAGUAAAUGUAAACAGACUUAUAAAGGAAAACCUUUUUAAUAUCUGCUUCUCUUACAGUAUAUUAUACUCUACUAUAUUCAUUCAAAUUAUAUCCCUGUAGUGAAAAGUAACUCAGCCAUAAUCAUUAUACUUCAUUAUGUCCAAUCUCGAUAAUUCCAUGUUAUUCUAGAAAUAGAAAAAGAAAACGCCAGAAAAAGACUCCGCACUUCAAACUUCAGACUUCACAUUUCAAACUUCAGACCUCACACUUCAAACUUGACCCUUCACAUUUCAGACUUCACACUUCAUACUUCAGACUUAUGUAUUAUUUGUAUGUGAACUAAGCAUUUUAUAUGAAGCGUGAAGUCUGAAGUUGAAGUGUGAAGUAUGAAGUUCGGAGUCACCACUGGUCUUUCGUACAUAUAGACAGGGGACAAUAAGACAAUAUCCAGAGUGCACAAACCAAGUCGGCAGGUCAAAGGCCAGAAGUGAAGCUCAAGAUAAAUGUGAACCGUCAUAUUUCGUGUCCAAAUUUUGAAUUAAUGUGUUUACUUCAAGUUUGGCAUAUAGUUAAGGCGAUGGUCAGAGCACAUGAAUGCAUGAACCAAGUCGGUAGAUCAAAGGUUAAGGUCACAAAUAGGUCAGAUCUAUAUGUCAUUUUUUGUGCCUAGAGCAUAACUUAAUAACCAUUCAAGGUUUUUACUUCAAACUUAGCAUAUAGAUGGCGAUGUGAUAAUAAUGCUGAGUGCGUAAUUUUGCUCGGUAGGUUAAAUGUCAAGGUCAUAAUGAGGAUCAAAUGUCAAAUUUGUCUUUUUUUAUCCGGCACACAAAGUAAAACUUUUUGAAGGCGAUGACUUUUAAGUUGCAAAAUAGAUGGGUGGUAAUGAGAUUAUUUGAGAAUCGCAGCAAUCCACGUCUUCCCGCUCUCACACACACACCCUUUAUAAAACUACUACUUUCAGAUUCUUGUGCCUUGAUAUUCCAUUAUCAUCACCGCAAAAACCACCAUAUCCUGGCCAACCGUUUCAUAUUGUCUCCGACUCAUACGCGUAAGAAUAUAUUUUCUUUAAAUUCUACUUCCUUCUCCUCUGAUCUAGAACUUCGACCGUACAUUGUCCAGCUUUGCUUAAUUUUUGUUGUAUUUUGAAUGUCAGUUUGUUGUUUUACAUGUUUUAUAAGGUAUAGUUUCUUUUGUACUUAACAUAGAAUAUUGAUAUACUGUAUAACUAAAUUUCAACACAAGAUACAUUUAAACAGUGCUUUUAUAUUAUCCGAAAAUGACAAUAAAAUCUCAGUGUUUUGCGUUAUCAGUAUAUCUCUAUGGAGUUAUAAUUACAGUUAUUAAACAAUUUUGUUUGAAUUUUACAUUACAAUUGUUGAGAAACUGAGAUUUCGGCCAACACUGUUCCUACUUAUCAAUUAUAUAUAAAGUUUGAAAAUAAAAAUAUGUGAACAAAGGCACCGGAGUCUGUGCAUGCAUGUAUAAAGGUGCACUUGCAGUUUGACAUAUAGUUACAAUUAGAAUGUUUUCAUAUCUUUUCAAUAUAUUUUUAUUUAUAUUGAUAGCAUUUAAUGCAAAAUUUGUCAACGACAGAAUGUUGAAAAAAAAUAUCACUUCUUGUGUUUUUUCUGAUUUCUUUGUUGUGUAUAUGGAAAAUAAGUUUUUAAUAUUCUUCUUCUUUGCUAUAGGGAUUGAAAUUACUUAUUGCUCUCAGACUGCGUCUUUGCUGCAGAGAUUGGUCUUAUGUCUUUUCCCGCUAUUUUGAUGUAGGGAUAUAAAAAGGUAACUGCUUUAAGUGUGCUGUUUUGCCUACUCAGAACUUUAGAUGGAUGAGCAACACAUAGAAGAUGUUUUAUUUUCCCAAAAUUAAAAUAA